GCAGUUCAUGGGCGUACUGACCCAUCGUCCCCCUUCCACGAGAGCUCGGAAGCUUUUCCAGUUUCGCUCCAUUGCUCAGGACCGAGGAGAUAAAGUUCUUUGUCGCUCCACGGGGAAACAGCACGAAGCUUGGAUUCCCCGAGGGGAUUGAUUGAACGAGGGGAGCAGGGAUUUUCGGUUGUGGCGGUGGUGGUGGUGGCUCAGUCAUGGAGCUGGGGAAGCAGCGAGCGGUGUUGUUUCUCAUCAUCUGUCUCGGCUUCGUGUGGAGCAUCGAAUCUACGAGAACUCACGAGAGAUUUUCGCAGAGCUCGUAUUAUUCCUCUCCCGAUGCGUCAUUGUCCACCGAGACGCCGGUGGAAGUGAAUCCAUCGACUUCGACGAUCGACCCGAAUUCGGUCCCGGGUGUGGAGAGCAAGGAAGAGUCGAAGAAGGAUUUCGUAGCUGUGCAAGUCAAGCAGAAUGAGGACGACAAGCCUCAGCAGUAUUUUGAGCGUGGAGGUAACUACGCGAGUACUGGAGACUUCACCGCAGAUGCCAGGCCCUGGUGGUUCAAUCCUCAGUACUCGAACUAUGGAAACCAGCCGACGGACCGGAACCCGAGCACUUCUGAUCCUCGUUACUUCAACAAUUUCGAGCGGCCCCGAGAAACGCCGAGUCAGUACGAUCGAAGCCAGAGGAACUACGCUCAAAAUAUGAAAACAAAUGACGCCGAUUUCAUGCCCGUCGAUGAUCAGACGACUGGUGGAGGAUGUCCGACGCAGUACUGGAUUUCCAAUACCCACAGCUGGCCAACCUUCUUCAACGUGAAAUCCACCAUCGGCGACGCCUUCGGGACUCCAGCCGCCAAAGUUUACGGGGAGACGACCAUUCUGCAAGCGCUCUUGGACACACACGACGACGGGUACCACUCUCUGGGACGGAAUGGGUGCACUGCCAUACUGAACGCUUACAGUCGACCUCAAUACAAGUUCUCCCACCAGAUGGUGAUCGAAAAUUUCAAUGCGGCUCUCGUUUCCAACAAGGCAGCUGCGCGGCAGGCGGCCAUGUUCGAUGAAGCGAAUCUGCGCUCGCUGAGCGGACAGUCCGACUCGUGCCCCUAGUGAGCGAACUUGUACAGCAAUGUCCAUGAAGGACGGCACUCUGGACGACUCAGAGGAGCGCUUGCUGUUGAAAAAGCUUCAUCUCUUCGUGAGCCAAUUCGUCUCCUCUCGAUUUUGAGUUUGUCGAGGUAGUCUGGGAAACUCGUCGCAGCGGAGGCGCAAUGCGAGAUCGAUGCGACGGUUUCCAUUUUCUUACUAUAGUUGUGAAUUAGCAGCGAUCGACUGUUACUGCCCUCCAGGAAGGGCUUCUGUAAUAUAACUCGUUUCCCGGCUGGUGGGUAUAAUAACAAUGUCAGUCUUUGAACUCUUCGAGCGUGUCUAUAGAUGUAGCUCCGACAUGAUUGUACUAUUACAUCCUUCGAUUCCAUCCUCCCUCGCAGUAUCUCUUGUCCUCGAUCUGAGGCCGUCCGUUCGUCCGUCCGGACUUCAUCCAGCUGCUGAAUUAAUGCAACUUAAGCUGUCGGAGUGUAAGUGAUAUCAUCUCAGCACCUCGAUUGUCAUGUCGUACGCCGUCAAUGGACAAGACAAACUUAGAUAUGGCUCCUUGGCUCCCACCAAAACUUGAUUAUCGAAGCAUUCGUCCGACUUUUUCGACCAUAUUCUCAGACUUCUGAGGAAAAAACGCUCACGAAGAUUUUGUACGAGACUUCUUCAUAAACUGCGAUGAAAUGUUCCCGGCUUUUACUGAGACAAACGUUCUCAACUCC
Messenger RNA from Marchantia polymorpha subsp. ruderalis, 1807 nucleotides. The record is from the annotation of a GenBank genome assembly. Lineage: Eukaryota; Viridiplantae; Streptophyta; Marchantiopsida; Marchantiales; Marchantiaceae.